Molecule: messenger RNA, 1409 nt
Organism: Vicia villosa (hairy vetch)
Lineage: Eukaryota; Viridiplantae; Streptophyta; Magnoliopsida; Fabales; Fabaceae
Product: putative methylesterase 12, chloroplastic
Exons: 5
Coding region: 182-1240 (352 amino acids)
Biological process (GO): salicylic acid metabolic process; jasmonic acid metabolic process
Molecular function (GO): methyl salicylate esterase activity; methyl indole-3-acetate esterase activity; methyl jasmonate esterase activity
Source: RefSeq, a predicted model, not a curated record
UUUUUAUUUUAUUUAUUUAUUUAAUUUAAUUUUGCAUUUAUUUCCAACAACUCACGACUCCGAAACCUCCAUAACCAAACAAAAACACAAUCAAUUCUUCAACCGAUUCAUCUUCUUCUUUCUUCUAUUACUCAACUCUAUCUUCUUCUUUCUUCUCAAUUUCAUUCAUUUCUCUCUCUCAAUGGGUAAUCAUUUCAUUUGUAUGUCGAAAAAGGAUUCCAAAGAGGUUGGAUCAAGAAGCAAGAGAAUCGGUGGUAGAUCACAGAGAAAGCUUGUUACUGAAGAAGAAUUGCAUCUUCAAGCAUUAUCCAUGGCACUUCAACAGCAUCAAUUGUCUCAGAGGUUUGAAGGCUCCAUGUCUAGGAGAAUCGGUUCAACUAGCUCUAGAAGACGCACUUUACCCGAUUCUGUACAACUCAACAACAACAACAACAACAAUAACAAACAGGAUCCAGAACUUCUGGUGAACAUUAAAACAAAGAAGUUUGUAUUAAUCCAUGGAGAAGGUUUCGGAGCAUGGUGUUGGUACAAGACUGUUGCGCUUCUAGAAGAAAUCGGACUGCAGCCUGUUGCCUUAGAUCUUACGGGAUCUGGAAUUGAUCUCACAGACAGCAAAAAUGUCACUACAUUGGAAGAAUAUUCAAAACCUUUAAAUGUUUAUCUUGAAAACCUUCCCGAGGACGAAAAGGUUGUUCUUGUUGGUCAUAGCAUUGGCGGUGCUUGCGUUUCUUAUGCAUUGGAACAUUAUCCACACAAGAUCUCAAAAGCGAUUUUCCUCUGUGCUACAAUGGUGACCGAUGGUCAGAGACCGUUUGAUGUUUUUGCUGAUCAGCUAGGAUCAGCUGAACAGUUUAUGCAAGAAUCGAAGUUUCUGAUCCAUGGUAAUGGUAAAGAAAAGCCUCCAACAGGAUUUAUGUUUGAGAAAGAGCAGAUGAAAGGCUUGUAUUUUAAUCAAUCCCCAGCAAAGGACGUUGCUUUAGCCAUGGUUUCGAUGAGACAAAGUCCUAUUGGUCCAAUCAUGGAGAAGCUGUGUUUAUCUCCUGACAAAUACGGUACAGCCCGCCGUUUUUACAUUCAAACACUGGAUGACCGCGCUCUUUCACCAGAUGUCCAAGAGAAGCUUGUGGGGGAAAAUCCACCUGAAGGAGUUUUCAAAAUCAAAGGCAGUGAUCAUUGUCCAUUCUUCUCCAAGCCACAAUCUCUUCACAAGAUUUUAGUGGAAAUAGCUCAAAUUCAGUAGCUUAAUGAUCAACAAUACAUGAUUUGUUACUUUAUUGGAAGAUGAAUUUAUUUUAUUUUUUAUAAUCAUGAUAUAUAAUAGAGGAAGAAUAUGAUUUUAUUGCCUUUGAGACAAUGUAGAAUUCUACUAGUGAAGGAGUUCUGUAAACUUCUAUUUUAUUUUUGGCUCA